Messenger RNA from Exophiala aquamarina CBS 119918, 816 nucleotides. RefSeq lists its product as uncharacterized. The record is from RefSeq and is a predicted model, not a curated record. The transcript is spliced from 2 exons. NCBI's taxonomy places the organism in Eukaryota, Fungi, Ascomycota, Eurotiomycetes, Chaetothyriales, Herpotrichiellaceae. Bases 1 to 816 code for a protein of 271 amino acids.
AUGGCUCCUGGCAGGACACUCGAAUACCCCAAGACCGCGGUGAACAAGGUCAAUCGGUAUAACGUAAGAGCAAGUUAUGACCUCGAGACCAUCCACAGUAUCAUCAACUCGAGCACAGUCUUGAACGUGUCUUUCAACACGCCCGACCCCAACAAUCCAUUUCCCAUCACACUUCCCAUGGUCGGCGUGGCCGCCAGCUUCGACCAUCCAUCUGCAUCGUUGGGCGAGCCGCUCGACAUCUACGUCCACGGCUAUGUCAGCAGUCGCAUGAUGAACCACUCGCGUGACACCAACGGCACGGACGCCACAGAAUACAAAGGACUCCCCGUGACCAUAUCCGCCACCAAGGUUGACGGCCUAGUCCUCACCCUGUCGCCGUACACACACGACAUCAACUACCGCUCAGUCUGUCUCUUUGGAUAUGCAAAUGUCGUCACGUCCGACGAGGAGAAAGUGUGGGCGAUGGAGGAGAUCACCAAUGGAGUCUUACAUGAUCGCUGGCGGCACACACGCGUGCCCCCCGACGGUGCAGAGAUGCAAAGCACCAGUAUCCUCAGGGUGUCUGUCGUGGGAGGAAGUGGCAAGAUUCGGGUCGGCGGGCCGCGAGACGAGUUGAAAGAUUCUAACCGGGAGGAUCUGAUGGACCAAAUCUGGACCGGCGUCGUACCCGUCUAUGAGCAUUUCGGGGAGCCCGUACCGGGCAAAGCGAAUCGUGUCAAGGAUGUUCCUGCACAUGUGGUUGAUUUUGCAACGGCGUGCACCAAGACCAACAAGGAAUACGUGGCAGAUGCGAUUGCGGAUACUUCGCAAGACUGA